UCCCAACUACGAGUCCUCUCUUUCUUACCAACUAAAAUAUUUUAAAGCCAUUUACAGUCUAAUCUUUCACUUGAAGUUUGCUCUACUGCACCUUAGUAGAAAGCAUCCUCCAUGAUUCUUUCACAACCCAAGAAAUCCAGGGGGAGAGGGAGAGAGAGGUGAACGAUUGAGCAGAAACUACUCCUGCUACCGCAGUCACUUGGCUUCUACAAACCAAUUUUGGAUUUGUUCGAAUCGUUCAUCCGAUGACUGCUGCCUGAUUCGAUUCGAUUCGAUUCGAUUCUCUCGAAGAGAGCUCGGUGCGUCCGCUAAUGGCGAUUGCCGUCCUUUAUGCCGUCAUCUUGGCCAGUACUUUCUGCGCCGCGGAGUCCCAGUACAUCUCCUACAACACUACGCAGAGUAUCGUGGCCGGCAAAAUCAACGUCCAUUUGGUCGCUCAUUCGCACGACGACGUCGGGUGGUUGAAGACCAUCGAUCAGUACUACGUCGGCGCCAAUAAUUCGAUUCGGGGAGCGUGUGUUCAGAAUGUAUUGGAUUCUGUAAUUUCAGCAUUGCUGGAGGAUAAGAAUCGCAAGUUCAUCUAUGUUGAGAUGGCGUUCUUCCAGAGAUGGUGGCGACGACAGAGUGAAGUCCUUCGGGCCAAAGUCAGGGGGCUUGUCAAAUCGGGUCAACUGGAGUUCAUAAAUGGGGGUAUGUGUAUGCACGAUGAAGCAGCCCCACAUUACAUUGACAUGAUUGAUCAGACAACUCUUGGACAUCGAUUUAUAAAGGAUGAAUUUGGUCAGGUUCCUACAGUUGGCUGGCAGAUUGAUCCUUUUGGACACUCCGCUAUCCAAGCUUACUUGCUGGGUGCAGAGUUAGGAUUCAACUCUCUCUUCUUUGCUCGCAUUGAUUUCCAAGAUAGAGCCAAACGAAAAGAUGAGAAAACUCUUGAGGUUGUGUGGCAAGGUUCCAAGUCCCUUGGUUCCUCUUCACAGAUAUUCACUGGUAUAUUCCCCAGGCAUUAUGAUCCUCCUGAUGGUUUUACAUUUGAAAUAAAUGAUGUGUCCCCACCAAUUCAGGAUGAUAUUCUCCUAUUUGACUACAAUGUUGAAGAGCGAGUUGAUGACUUUGUAGCUGCUGCUGUAGCACAGGCUAACGUAACCAGGACAAAUCAUAUAAUGUGGACCAUGGGGACUGAUUUUCGAUAUCAAUAUGCUAAUUCAUGGUUCAGGCAGAUGGACAAGUUUAUUCAUUAUGUCAACAAGGAUGGGCGUGUCAAUGCUCUAUAUUCGACGCCGUCCAUAUACACUGGUGCAAAAUAUGCAACACAUGAAUCAUGGCCUCUCAAAACUGAUGAUUUCUUCCCGUAUGCAGAUCAUGCAAAUGCAUAUUGGACAGGUUAUUUUACAAGUAGACCUGCCUUUAAAGGUUAUGUUAGAAUGCUGAGUGGUUACUACCUGGCAGCUAGGCAAUUGGAAUUUUUUAGAGGCAGAAGUAGUUUGAGGCCAAAUACAGAUGCAUUGGCUGAUGCCUUGGCUAUUGCUCAACACCAUGAUGCAGUUAGUGGUACGGAAAGGCAGCAUGUGGCUGCCGAUUAUGCCAUGCGAUUGUCAAUAGGCUAUGUGGAGGCAGAAGAGGUGGUAGCAUCUUCCCUUGCUUCCUUGGCAGUGUCAACAUUAAAUACCAAACAUGAAGAUGCAGUCACAAAAUUUCAACAGUGUCCUCUUCUUAAUAUUAGUUACUGCCCUCCAUCGGAAGCUGCUUUGUCUGAUGGAAAAAGCUUGGCAGUGGUUGUCUACAAUCCUCUUGGAUGGAAGAGAGAGGAAGUAAUUCGAAUUCCAGUUUCCAGUGAACAGGUUAUUAUCCAGGAUUCAGAUGGAAGAGAAAUUCAAUCUCAGCUUCUUCCUUUAUCCAAUGCUACUAUGAGCAUGAGAAAUUACUAUGUCAAAGCAUAUUUAGGCAAAUCCCUAGAGGGCACGCCUAAGUAUUGGCUUGCAUUUUCUGUCUCCAUCCCACCUCUUGGUUUCAGUACUUACGUUGUGUCAACUGCAAAACAAACAGGCGCCAGUUCAAUCAUCUCAACAGUAUACACAUCAGAAGGCAGAACUAAUGGCACCAUAGAAGUUGGACAAGGAAGUUUAAAGCUACUUUAUUCGGAAGAUGAAGGAAAACUUACUCGUUAUAUCAACAGUAGAAGUUUGGUUACGGCUUCUGUUGAACAGUCAUACGGUUUCUAUCGUGGAAAUGAUGGAACUGAUGAAGAUCCUCAGGCUUCUGGGGCAUACAUCUUCCGUCCGAAUGGUACCUUCCCAAUAAAAUCAGAAGGGCAGGUUCCUUUAACCCUUGUGCGGGGUCCAUUAUUGGAUGAAGUUCAUCAGCAGCUUAAUCCAUGGAUACAUCAGAUUACCAGGGUGUACAAAUGGAAAGAACAUGCUGAAGUUGAGUUCACCAUUGGACCAAUUCCUGUGGAUGAUGGGAUUGGGAAAGAAAUCACUACUCAAAUUACAACAAAUAUGAAGACCAAUAAAACGUUUUAUACGGAUUCUAAUGGACGUGACUUCAUUAAAAGGAUUCGAGAUUACAGAACAGACUGGGACCUGCAAGUGAAUCAACCAGUUGCUGGAAAUUAUUACCCUAUUAAUCUUGGGAUUUACAUAGAAGAUAGCAGCAUGGAAUUCUCAGUGUUGGUGGACCGUUCAGUGGGUGGAUCUAGCUUAGUUGAUGGUCAAAUAGAGCUCAUGCUUCAUAGGAGAUUGCUUCAUGAUGAUUCUAGAGGGGUUGGUGAGGCAUUAAAUGAAACAGUUUGUGUCCAUGACGAAUGCAAAGGUUUAACUAUCCAAGGAAAAUACUACAUCAGAAUGGAUCCCCUCAGAGGAGGUGCCAAGUGGCGUCGCGCACUUGGCCAAGAAAUAUAUUCACCGCUGCUAUUAGCCUUUUCGGAGCAGGAUGGUAACAGCUGGAUGAGUGUGCCAACAUUUUCAGGAAUUGAUCCCUCCUACACCUUACCGAAUAACAUUGCAGUGAUAACCCUCCAGGAACUUGAAGGUGGAAAAGUACUCCUUCGGUUGGCUCAUUUAUAUGAGAUUGGAGAGGACGGGGACUAUUCUGUAAUGGCAAGAGUGGAACUAACAAAGUUAUUUCCAACCAAAAAGAUCAGCAAAGUGACAGAGAUGAGUUUGUCUGCAAAUCAAGAAAGAGCUGAGAUGGAGCAGAAGAGACUGGUUUGGAAGGUUGAGGGCUCCCCAGUGGAAGCUGAGAUGGUGAGGGGAGGACCUGUUGAUCCCGGAAAGCUUGUGGUGGAACUUGCCCCGAUGGAAAUCCGGACCUUCUUUAUUGACUUCGAUUACCUUCAAAUGGUUGGUUCUUGAGAGGCUUGCAGCUUGAGACUGUUUGAGGGCUUAAAUGCGCGGGAAAGGGGGGGGGCGGGGUGUUGUUGUUGGAUCUUUGUAUAGUACCAGUAUGCCCUUCUAAGCUUCCAUCUUUCAUAUACACUUUCGCCAACGAAUGUUGCAUCGUUACACAUAAAUAAAACAGUUGUAUUUGGUGAA
Messenger RNA from Malania oleifera, 3530 nucleotides. RefSeq names its product alpha-mannosidase At3g26720. Gene Ontology annotation, molecular function: alpha-mannosidase activity; carbohydrate binding. Lineage: Eukaryota; Viridiplantae; Streptophyta; Magnoliopsida; Santalales; Ximeniaceae. Gene Ontology annotation, biological process: mannose metabolic process. The transcript is spliced from 29 exons. The record is from RefSeq and is a predicted model, not a curated record. Bases 312 to 3350 code for a protein of 1012 amino acids.